GCGUAUAAGCAAGGCGUAAAGUUUUCUUACAAAGCUUCUGCGGAGUACCCGAAGCACGCCUGCUGCCGAGAUCCUUGGCCAGACAUGCGACUCGCGUUACUCUUGGUCGCCUCGCUGGCAUUAGUGGGAACGGUCGCAGGACUUAGGAAGGAUGGUCGAGUCGACGGAUGCGGACGUGUUUUCCCCAACAGACGCCCUCUCACUGUGCCAAAAUCCCAAUUCAAUAAGUACCUGGGAUUGGCCUUCGAAUUCGCGACCCGUAUGUCAAUGCUCAGGAGAAAGAUGUACCACUUGCUGCGCAUCGAGCACAUUAAAUGGCAGAGCAAGUCUAAACUCAUUAUGAAGAUUACGAACGUCUUCUCCAGCUGCAGAAAGGUGCCUUGGUUUCCGUACUAUUUCGCGCAGUGCAAGCCGAAUUACCGUAAGGGCACUGCCACAUGCUGGGCCACGAUAGACUUGCUGCCCAGAUCGCUAAACAUAAAAAGAAUAUAUGGACCAACCUGCCGGGAAUAUACGAAGAAAACACCGAAAUGGCCAAAACGGCCAAAUCGCCUCUAUUAGCUGAGCUGCAUCGAACAUCGUCUCGGCACUUUGUGUCCCCAUCUGCGUGCAACCUUAUUGAUUGCGCGUCCACAAUAAAAAAAAAAACGCUUCAGCGACCUUUCUUUCAUUUUCUGUUUUCCCCCUUACCGAACCGCACCUUUGGUC
Messenger RNA from Dermacentor silvarum, 708 nucleotides. RefSeq lists its product as uncharacterized. The record is from RefSeq and is a predicted model, not a curated record. NCBI's taxonomy places the organism in Eukaryota, Metazoa, Arthropoda, Arachnida, Ixodida, Ixodidae. The transcript is spliced from 4 exons. The coding region runs from base 85 to 561 and encodes 158 amino acids.